AACGCCGCGUACGUCGCCUGGCUCUGUGGUUCGACUCGCUCUCAUCUGGGCGUUGAGGGGAUUGAGCCGAGUACACACGGGAUGACAGCUUUGGGAUGGAUAGACGAGGAGGAGGGGGCGAGCGUGAGAGGUGGAGAAUGAUGGGGAUUUGAAUCGGAUCCGCUGGAAGAAACCCACUGUUUUUCAUUUCGAGCACUGCGCAUGCUGCAAAUAACACAUUGUCGCCCAGUGGGUGGAUAACGAUCGCAAACCUCAACUUUCCCUGUUUACUUGAAUUGUUUAAAGAGAACUGCCUCCACUUUCCAAUGGGGCCCUGAUGUCAACGUAUUACCAAAAAACCCUAUGUUGAGGCAUAUUGAGUUCUUGCUGGCUGAUGUUAUAAUAAAUAUCCUCCCUGGUAUGUAUCAGCAUGUGAAUGUUUUUGUAAUCAUGACCGGGUUUGUGUAUUUGAACACACGAGGACAAAUGCCGGCAGCUUCUUUUAUUAAGUCUUUUCUCGGCAGGCAGGCAAUGGACCACAGUUUUUAAAACUUGCUUUCACUCUCAAGUCAAACAAACAUUUUAAAGAGCAUUUUAUGUUCAGGACGGUGGUUGUGUGGUUACCACGUCUACCUCACAGACUAAAGUGAGGUCCGAACCUGUGUGACGCUUGCAUGUUCUCCAAGCAAUUGAGUGGGUUUUCUCCGGGGUCUCCGGCUUCCGUCAACAUUCCAAAAACAUGAAUGUUAGAUUAAUUGAAGACUCAAAUGGCCCACUGUUGUCAAUGUGUGUGAAUAGUUGUUUGUGUACAUAAUUAUGUCCGGUGAUUGACUGGCAACCUGGCUAUGGUGUACUGUGCCUCUCACUUAAAGUCAUUUGGGAUAGGCUUCAGCUCACCUGCUGUCCAAAUGAGGACAAGCGCUAAAGAAAAUGGAUGGAUGGCUUUUAUAAUAUAAUGUAAUUGAAUAUUUGAAGCUUUGCUUUAGCAUAAAAACACACUGCUACCUUUGUGCCAUUCAACAAAGUUUACACUGAAAAUAUUUUUUGUUUUUGUUGUGAAUCAAUAGGUCUAACUGGAUUGUUUCACCCAGAUAAUGCCACUUUGUUGUUCUCCAGGGGAAUGAAAGGCAACAUAAAAAUGUCCUCUGGGCCAUUUGAACUGAUAGUGUUGACAAAAUUGUGUUCAGAGGGGACACUGAUGCUCCAGGGAGGAGGGCUUGACUAUAGCACUCCUUGGAGGCAAAAUAUUUGUUGCCAUCUAGUGGGGAAAAAUGGCUCGCCCAGUAUUAUUACUAAUUGUCAUUUGUAAAACUACAAUAAAUACAGAUGUCUUCAGCGAAAAAGCAAGACUACGAAUAAAUCAAGUUAUAAAAAUUACCUCAAACGUUUUACGUUGUCCCAAAUUUUAUUUAGCAUCAUGAUUGCAUAACGAUGACAUUGUGCGACAUAGUUUAAUAUGAAUUUAAAAAUUAUCAGAAAAGCAGAACCCCAAGGGUGUGUAUGUGUAACUAUUAAACAUUCUCGUAAGAGGUGAACUAACUGUUUAAAAAAUAAUUUUAAUGUAACAAUAAUGCAAAAUGGAGUGACCUAUUCUGUUGUAUUAAUGACAACAGGUGGAUACCCAGCAAAAUUUUACAUUCUGCCAUCUGGUGGAAUAAUAUUUUAUUGACUGUCACUAGAUGAGCAAAGAUACAUUAUUUGUAGUAAAUACAUUAGAAUUUUCGGACCAGUUCAGUGAAUUGGAUCAUUUGCAAUGGCACACUUGACGAUCCCUUGUAGCACAUUACUAGUUUGGAAUCAUUGCUAUUUUAAACGGAAAAGAAAUUCAAUAUACAGCUCUGGAAAAAAAUAAACAGACCAAAAAAAUACUGGAUCUAGUUUGUGGCUACAGCAAGAGUCAGUGCCAUCUUUUUCCACAAACGUAAAGGGUUUAUUUUAAUUUGACCAUGUACUCUUGAUUUUUACAUAGAUAAUAAUAUUACAUCGAAUAAUAUUCAAGUCUGGCUAAAAUGAGGCGAAUGUGUGUGAUGAUUGUAAUGAAGGUCGUCUUUGUUGUUCUGCUAGCAUGUAGCAUCGUUAGCUUCCCGGUAGUGGUGGUAUGUCACUAUGACAACGCUCACGCGCACACUCGCGCUCGCGCAAACAUGGCGGCCUCUGUUUCACCGCUACGCUCCUACUGGACGCUUUGUAGCAGGUUGGCGGACCCCCACCGCUCCUGCCGGGCCAAGCUGCGGAUACACAGAAAAUGCGAGAAUCAACGGAGACACCUGCAGCAGUCGGCGACGAGGCAUGCAGCCGUGGUGAUUUCGGGUGCGGCGUUGGCUCGUCAGCUCCACAGAGAGAUCCAACGUGACGUGGAAGAGCUCGUCGCUCAGGGUAACAUGAGACCUCAUCUAGGAGUGGUCUUCGUGGGGGACGACCCGGCCAGCAGGACCUACGUUAGGAACAAAACACGAGCUGCCAGCACUUUGGGUAUUUCCAGCGACACGGUGUUGCGCCCUAGUUCGGUCUCUCAGGAGGAGUUGCUGGAUCUAAUAGACAAGAUGAACCGAGACUGGCGGGUCAGCGGACUGCUGGUGCAGCUGCCACUUCCUGAGCACAUCAAUGAAAGAGCUGUCUGUAACGCCAUUGCUCCAGAAAAGGACGUGGAUGGCUUCCAUAUUGUGAAUAUCGGCAAGCUGUGUCUUGACCAGAGAUCCAUGGUGCCUGCCACGCCUGCAGCUGUCUGGGAGAUCAUUAAAAGAUCAGGUAUUGAGACAGUGGGAAAGAAUGUGCUGGUUGCCGGACGCUCGAAAAAUGUCGGGAUGCCCAUCGCCAUGUUGCUGCAUACCGAUCGUAGCCAUGAGCGCCCUGGCGGUGACGCCACGGUGACCAUCGCUCACAGAUGUACGCCGAGGGAGCGGCUGAAGGAGUUAACCAGCCUGGCCGACAUCAUCAUUGCUGCUGCAGGUGUUCCCGGUCUGAUCACAGCAGAUAUGGUGAAAGAGAGUGCGGCAGUCAUUGACGUGGGCAUCAACCGCAUUGUGGACCCCAAAACGGGGAAACUGAGGCUCAUUGGUGAUGUGGACUUCGAGGGUGUGAAACAGAAGGCGAGCUUCAUCACUCCCGUUCCUGGAGGCGUGGGUCCUAUGACGGUGGCCAUGUUGAUGAAGAACACUGUGACCGCCGCCAGAAACGCACUGAUGCAUUAACACGAUACACAUCGUGACACACACACACACUUUUCAAUAGACGUUUUCACCAUGACUUCACAUGUACUUCCAGGUGGCAAAAACUCAAAGAGAUCUCUAAUUGCACCACAAUUAAUAGAAAACCUUACAUCUUUGACAAAGGCAGAACGAUUGAGAAACCAGAGGAGAUAGCUUGAAUAAUGAUUUUAGCCUUCUUCUUUACCACCGUAGUAUGAAUGUUUGAUAUGCCAGUCGAAAAGAAGAUGCUAUGUGAGGUAUCUUGCUUCCAAGGGAGACAGAACACAGUAGUUGAUUCGAAAGCAGACUUGAAAAUACCAACAUAGUUAACAUGACCAUUGAUGGACUUGCUCGGAUUAAUGGCAAAGAUGUGCUCUUUUGACCGUGAAAUGGAUACCGCGUAGUAUAGCUGAUGCUGGCGAGAUAACGCAACCAAACAUUUUAUACGUACCUGUGAGAAAAUGCCUCCCACAAACCCAAUGAUGGUUUGGUUCCCAGUCUGUCCCUUAAGAAAUAGCUAUCGUGCCUGUAGGCAAUCUUGCGAUGUUUUCUAAACAACUAUUUAUGACAUCCACUCGAUUUAUUCUACUCACACACAGAUUCCACUAGUUUAAAAUCCCUGUAAAAUAAAAAUAAAUACAAAUUUGACAAACCACACAUAAGAGGUUAACAACCCUUCCAAAUUUGAAUGAUUAAAAGAAGUUUGCAAGGAUAUAAAAUGAGUCUUCGAAAUCUCUAAGGUCUUUUAAAAUGCUGUGGGCAUGGUCUGCUGAAUAUGCUGAAACCAUGACCUGCUAAAUUGUCAACGGUCACUCAAAAACCACAAAUAUUUCUUAUGACUAUACAUCCCAUGUUUGAGCCACAAAAAUAGAUCCGCUUCAAGCUUCCAGUGGCUGGAAUAUAUCCCACCGGGUCAUCGUGACAACGUAGUGUAGUAGAGCGGCCUCGCCAGUCCAAAGGCCUCGUCCACGCGCUGGCUGUCAAGCAGGACUUAAAAAAUAAAUAAGCUUCGCUUUUCCGUCAUUCUCUGCAUGACGUGCCCGGACUCAUUGCCGACCAUGAGACGCUCUAAAGCAGCCACACCAGCUGAAGGGAAGAUUCAUUUUCAGGGUGUAGGCGUAGCUAGCUAGCUAAUUGCACAUGGUAUUUGCGCUGGAUGAGUGCUGAUGCGAACGAAGGCGCUCAAGUUCUCAUGCCGGAGCCAAAGUGCGUCGACCCAAAAAAUUUAUCUCCACAAUUGACUACUACAUAGUUCUCAGUCUUUGUACAUUUACAGCAAUGAUCUUCAAACCUAAAAUGUAUUUAGAAAUCAAUAUUUUUUUUUGGUUAAUUAUUUUUUUUUGAACAACAAAAAAUCCCUAAACCUUUUGGCUGUAUCUGGCAGCGCAAUCCUAAUACAAGUUUUUAUCGUUUUCAGUUGAAGUCAGUGAAGUCACUUUCUGCCACCCGGAAGUACCCUGGUGCCUAUUGUUUACAAACAUUCUAAAAAGCUCUAUACAAGCAUCAAGACUCCAUACCUGCUUACUUGAGAAGUUUAUACCAUGUUCCUUUUAGUUCCUUUUUUAUUUGUAUUUAUUUCUUCUUAUAAGAGUUGAUAUUUUUUCUACCAAGGACAUUUGAAAUCCUUGUGGAACAUUCCAGGUUUCACGGGAAAGUGAAUAUGAAAUAAACAGUGCUAAAGGUA
Phyllopteryx taeniolatus (common seadragon) is the source of this 4851-nucleotide messenger RNA. It is a transcript of the gene mthfd2l, whose product is annotated as methylenetetrahydrofolate dehydrogenase (NADP+ dependent) 2 like. Gene Ontology annotation, biological process: tetrahydrofolate interconversion. The record is from RefSeq and is a predicted model, not a curated record. Bases 1989 to 3170 code for a protein of 393 amino acids. Lineage: Eukaryota; Metazoa; Chordata; Actinopteri; Syngnathiformes; Syngnathidae. Gene Ontology annotation, molecular function: methenyltetrahydrofolate cyclohydrolase activity; methylenetetrahydrofolate dehydrogenase (NADP+) activity; methylenetetrahydrofolate dehydrogenase (NAD+) activity. The transcript is spliced from 11 exons. Gene Ontology annotation, cellular component: mitochondrion.